Messenger RNA from Mytilus trossulus (common blue mussel), 595 nucleotides. RefSeq lists its product as uncharacterized. NCBI's taxonomy places the organism in Eukaryota, Metazoa, Mollusca, Bivalvia, Mytilida, Mytilidae. Bases 5 to 367 code for a protein of 120 amino acids. The record is from RefSeq and is a predicted model, not a curated record. The transcript has 2 exons.
CUGGAUGCCACCAAAGACAGCCUUACAGCAAUUAGGGAAAUUAGUACAAUGUCAACUGGAUUACUUUGAAACAAUAGGACAUCAUGAGGCAUCUUUACCCAACUUUAUUUCCAAAGGUUGUUUAAGCAAACUCGACGAUGGAUCUAUUCAGAUUGAACUGGGAUCGGACACAUUUAUCCAAGAUCAAAAAUCACUUAUCACAAUAGAAGAAAAUACACUCAAGGAGAAACUGAGACAAUGCCAACAGUCAGACAACAAAAAGAGCAGAGCAACAAAACGGAGGUUACUGGACACACCACAGAAAGGGAAAAGUGGCAAAAGGGUACAGACACAAUCUACUCCAAGAAAAUUGAAGACUACAGAUUAAAACUGAGAAACAAAUUAAUGCGGUGGACAUAAUCCUUCUUUGUGUAUUUAUCAUAAUUUGACUUGUAUUGUGAUUUAUUUUUCUGUGUAACACUUUAAAACCGAAAAUGUAAUUAUUAAAACAUCGUCUGCUACUAUAAACAUAUUGUUUGUGUUACAUAUGUUAUCAGCAAUAGAGGUACAGCUUAUCUCAGUAUGGGUCACAUUCCUAGUGCAAUUAGAAUUGUCA